Messenger RNA from Pyricularia oryzae 70-15, 192 nucleotides. RefSeq names its product 40S ribosomal protein S30. The coding region runs from base 1 to 192 and encodes 63 amino acids. The transcript is spliced from 3 exons. The record is from RefSeq and is a predicted model, not a curated record. Gene Ontology annotation, molecular function: structural constituent of ribosome. Gene Ontology annotation, cellular component: ribosome; cytosolic small ribosomal subunit. Gene Ontology annotation, biological process: translation. NCBI's taxonomy places the organism in Eukaryota, Fungi, Ascomycota, Sordariomycetes, Magnaporthales, Pyriculariaceae.
AUGGGAAAGCAGCACGGUUCUCUUGCCCGAGCCGGCAAGGUCAAGUCGCAGACCCCCAAGGUUGAGCCUCAGGAGAAGCCCAAGAGGCCCAAGGGACGCGCUCACAAGCGUGAGCAGUACGUUCGCCGUUUCGUGAACGUUACCCUUGCCCCCGGUGGCAAGAGGAAGAUGAACCCCAACCCCACUGCUUAA